GUAAUAUUUUUGUUUUGAAAAGUCACUGUGACUGAUAGAAAAGUGAUGGUUUUAGCAACAUUUUAACCUGUCUGAAUGCAAUCAAUCAUUUUGCGUCGGGGGGCGAACCAGAACCCCCGACCAGGACUUUGUCCUGGACCUACCGGGGCCUGCGGCCCCUGGACCCUGGCUACUAGGUUUUUCUGAUUUCAAAAGUUGGCAGGUAUGGAUAUGGCUCAAUAGCUUCAGUUUCUUCUUCAAUUUGGUUUUCGCUACCUGCCUCCACACUACAACCAUCCGUUUCAAUACAUGCGUAAUCUGUUGAAUCGCUUAAGUCGCUGAAAUCCGAGUCUGAAUCCGAGCUAAUGUCGCUAUAGCUUGCUGUUCUUUCCGCCAUGUUUGUUUGUGUUGGCUUCACUAUGUGACGUCACAGGAAAAUGGACGGGUGGUUAAAAUCAGGCACUUUGAAGCUUUUUUUAGGGAUAUUGCGUGAUGGGUAAAAUUUUGAAAAAAACUUAGAAAAAUAUAAUAAGCCACUGGGAACUGAUUUUUAAUGGUUUUAACAAUUCUGAAAUUGUGAUAAUGUUCCCCUUUAACCAAUUAGAAUUGGAGGUUCCACUGUGAUAUGUGAUGAAUUGUGUGGAAGGAUGUUCAAGAAACUGAAAUGUGAGAUUGAUCCAUUAGCGUUAAUAGUUCAUUUUUAAAGCUAACAGAUAGCAAAUGUUUUACUUCAGACUAAGGAGCAAAAAAUCCUCCUGAAAGAUGAAGCAAAAUAAGCUUUUUGAUCAAUCUUAAGCCCUUGAAGAGCAUGUGUUAAAGUUAUCCUGUGAUGUGUCCAAGCAGAAAGUUGUCGCUUCUUCUUCUCGUACACAAAACUUUUUCAAAGUGCGAUGGAUCCUUUGGGGCCAAACAACUCGGAGCAGGCUGCAACAACUAAGGAGAGGAGCAUCAUCAGCGGAGACAACCUGCAGUUUGGCAAAUUGCGGCGCCAUGCUCGCUCGUCCCAGCCAGAGAAGACGGAAGACGAGCGCUUGAGCUCCUCUGCGGAGAUGGGCCGGAGUCCCGGCCUGCAGGCGGAGAGCGUGGCCAAGCCUCUCUCGUCCUCCCCCAGGAGCCCCAACACCAAACACUGGAACGUCCACCCCAAGCGCCCCCAGCAGGAGGGCGCCAAUGUCCCUACGGUGAAGUCGUCCGGCACGCCUCACCGGCGCUAUAGCAGAGGUCGCCAUCGCACCUCGUCUGAGACGGAGAAGGGCAGCAGAGGCAGCAGGGAGCCCAAGGCCAGGAAGAGGGGCGUCUCUGGGAGCGAGAACGCCAACAUGAGUGGACUGCAGUGUUUGGCCUCAGAGAAAGUCUGGUUUGACAAGCAGCGCUACGACGAGGCCGAGAAGAACUUCUACGAAGGCGUGAAUGGACCUGCUACCAAGUUACAGGUGAAAAGUGUCGGGCAGCAGGCCAAAGGGCGCCCACAAAAACGCCAGCACAGAAACUCGUCUUCACAUGCAGCUGGAGACCAGGAGCUGAUUGUACGCAUGAAGAGCCUGGAGCUGGAGAACCAGACUUUGCACAAAGUGGUGGGCGACAUGAGUGCUGCCCUGCAGAAACUGGAGUCCAGAGUGGUCCAGUUGGAGAAGACCAACAUACCUGCAGCCAAGGUAGAAGCAGGCGAGGCGAGAGUCCACGUCGAUACACCUGCUACCACUUAUUACAGAUUUCUCCUCAAGGUGGCGCCGGUCCAAGCGGCUCCUGCCAAAAAGGUGGCGGUGCAAGAGGACGAUGAUGAUGACGACGACAUCGACUUGUUCGGCAGUGACGAGGAAGAUGAAGAGGCGGCUCGUCUGAAGCAGGAACGCGUGGAGGCGUACGCUGCCAAGAAAGCCAAGAAGCCCGCCUUGAUCGCCAAGUCGUCCAUCUUGUUGGACGUCAAGCCUUGGGACGACGAGACGGACAUGUCCAAGCUGGAGGAGUGUGUGCGCUCGGUGCAGGUGGACGGGCUCCUGUGGGGGGCGUCCAAGCUGGUGGCGGUAGGUUACGGCAUCAAGAAGCUGCAGAUCAACUGCGUGGUGGAGGACGACAAAGUGGGGACGGACAUCUUGGAGGAGGAGAUUACCAAGUUUGAGGACUUGGUCCAAAGUGUGGAUGUUGCUGCCUUCAAUAAGAUCUGAACAAAGUUCUGCUUGGUGGAACAUGAAAUUAUAUCAUUAAAUAUGCAAAUAUUUGACAA
Nerophis lumbriciformis (worm pipefish) is the source of this 2203-nucleotide messenger RNA. The record is from RefSeq and is a predicted model, not a curated record. NCBI's taxonomy places the organism in Eukaryota, Metazoa, Chordata, Actinopteri, Syngnathiformes, Syngnathidae.